This is a messenger RNA of Scylla paramamosain (green mud crab), 1512 nucleotides long. RefSeq names its product segmentation protein even-skipped-like. The coding region runs from base 191 to 1300 and encodes 369 amino acids. Gene Ontology annotation, molecular function: DNA-binding transcription factor activity, RNA polymerase II-specific; RNA polymerase II cis-regulatory region sequence-specific DNA binding. NCBI's taxonomy places the organism in Eukaryota, Metazoa, Arthropoda, Malacostraca, Decapoda, Portunidae. Gene Ontology annotation, biological process: regulation of transcription by RNA polymerase II. The record is from RefSeq and is a predicted model, not a curated record. The transcript has 3 exons. Gene Ontology annotation, cellular component: nucleus.
AGCACCGGGUGACCAGUGCUGUCUGCUGGUGACUGUCGAGGCGGGCGUAUUAGUGUCUCCAGAUUAUUUUGAGCAACAGAACCCGUCCGCCCUCGCCGCCGGCUGCUGCCCCCCCCGCCUCAGCCACGCCUCUCACGCCACAUCCCGAGAAGUUCACAUCUCUAACUACAAGUCUGAGGAAGUGAGGACAAUGCAGCCCUUCCGUGGAUCCCCCGGGGUGGUGACAGGUUUGGGAGACGGCAUGGCUCUUCUUGGAGGGCAUCCAGCGCCCGUCAGUCCCCCCUGCAGCCCACCAGCUCCUAGCGUUACGCCCCCGUCGCCCACCCCCAGCACACCUCCAUCACCCACCCCAGCAUCGUUCGCUCCUGACAACAACACCAGUGUCAAGAAAGAACUCAGAUCAGAGAGUCCCGCACCCCGCCUUCCCCCCGCACCGCCAGCAGACACCCUCUCCAGCACGGGGUUGCCUCAGCAGUCCCCUUCAGCAGCCGAGAUGAAGGACGGGUCGUCAUGCCCCACAGCACAGUCCGCAACAGACCCCAGGCGCUACAGGACAGCCUUCACUAGGGAACAGAUUGGCCGCCUAGAAAAAGAAUUUCUGAAAGAGAAUUACAUCAGCCGACCACGGCGAUGUGAGCUGGCGAGGGAACUGAGCCUUCCCGAGGCCACCAUCAAGGUGUGGUUCCAGAAUCGCCGAAUGAAGGACAAGCGGCAGCGCCUGGCCUUGGCCUGGCCCUACGCUGACCCCGCCCUGGCGGCCUACCUUCUACACGCCGCCGCUGCCACGGGAGCCUAUCCGCCUUACCUACCGCCGACGCUGGGGCACGCCGCUCCCUGGGCCGCCGCAGCAGCCGCUCAAUUAGGAACACCUGCAUUCAGUCCACACGGCCACCAGCCGUCUGCUGGCCGCUUCACGCCCUACCCGCGUCUGCAUCCCCCCAUCCUCUCGCCGCCCUACACAAGGCCGUCAGAAAUUCCAAUCCUUGGGCCUCCUCUUGCCAUCAGCCACCUGUCGUCUUGUCCCGUCCGCGACUCCGUCAAGGUUGGAGGUGACGGAUGCUUCUGUGGCUUCCUUUAUCCGGAGCUGACACACGCCCUGACGCCCUCACUGGUCGGCUCCACUGCACCUCCUUGUAAUGCCAGCAACCCCGUCCCCGUCCAGCUCCGGAGUGAUGCCUCGGGUCACCAUAGUCCUCUGGGGCGUCCGGCAGCACCCUCAGCCAGGGAAAGUCUCGGGUCACCAUCACAAAAGACCCCACGCGGUCUUUUCCAGCCAUACCGUGAUGACCUUGUCUCUUGAAGUCACACCAAAGAAUUAGUUGGGACUCCUCUGUUAAGAUUUCCAGUGGUGUGGCUUCCUCCACGUACGAGGUGACCUUCCUAAUGACCACUGCCCCGCGGCACAGCGUCGCCUCGCACCUUAGGGACCGCGGACCCGCAUGGACCAUCCCACCCUAGUCUGUAAGCACUGUGUUACUCCUGUACAGAUAAUGUUAAUAAAUAUAUUUUCAG